This is a messenger RNA of Camellia sinensis, 623 nucleotides long. The record is from RefSeq and is a predicted model, not a curated record. Lineage: Eukaryota; Viridiplantae; Streptophyta; Magnoliopsida; Ericales; Theaceae.
UUGUUCUUUUUCAAGGUCGGUUACUUACAAAGAAAAGGUUUUUCGAUAAUAGGUUUAUUAGACCCUCUGUCUCCAAUGAGGGCAAUGCGACAAAUGUUGGAUAGAAUGGAUCGACUGUUUGAGGAUUCUGUGACAUUCCCAGCGGCAGAGGUGCGUGCCCCAUGGGACAUCAAAGAUGACGAAAAUGAAAUUAAAAUGCGCUUUGAUGUUCCCGGACUCUCCAAAGAAGAUGUCAAGGUCUCUGUGGAAGAUGAUCUCCUUGUUAUCAAAGGAGAGCACAAGAGGGAGGAAGGUGGAGAUGAUUCUUGGUCGGGAAGAAGUUACAGUUCCUACGACACUCGUCUUCGUCUCCCUGAUAAUUGUGAAAAGGAUAAAAUCAAAGCAGAGAUGAAGAAUGGAGUUUUGUUAAUCUCCAUUCCUAAGGUCAAAGUAGAGCGCAAUGUGAUUGAUGUGGAAAUUCAGUAAAAAUUAUAGAUUUAUUUUUGCUUGGUUUUGUGGCUAGUGUUAUGAUAUUUUAGGCUUGUAUUGGCUGCUUCCUUCAUUACAAUGUGUAAAAUUGUGUAUAAGAAUGAUAAAUAGCAAUUAUAUAUUGCUCUACAUCAAAAUGUAUACGAAGUUUUCUC